Molecule: messenger RNA, 4056 nt
Organism: Loxodonta africana (African savanna elephant)
Lineage: Eukaryota; Metazoa; Chordata; Mammalia; Proboscidea; Elephantidae
Gene: TRAPPC6A
Product: trafficking protein particle complex subunit 6A
Exons: 6
Coding region: 1223-1702 (159 amino acids)
Biological process (GO): regulation of GTPase activity; endoplasmic reticulum to Golgi vesicle-mediated transport
Cellular component (GO): trans-Golgi network; cis-Golgi network; TRAPP complex
Source: RefSeq, a predicted model, not a curated record
AGCUAGGGAGGAGAGGAGCGGAGGCACAGCAUGAGAGGCGGGAGCCUGCUUGUCUUCCGUGUAGCCCCCCACUCAUCGCGCUGUCACCCUCAGGGCUAUCCCGCCCCUGGAUGACGUUCUGGGCCUGGGGUUUGGGUUCAUUCCUAGGUGCGUAGCCCCACCUCUUGGGUCUGGUUCCUCCCCUUGGUCCUAGGCCUGCUCUAGGUUCUGAGCCUGUCGCGGGGCCCUGGUAACUUACCGAGUUAGCACUUCCACUGACUCUCUAGGUGACUGGGAGCCAACCGCUUCCCGUACGGGCCUCGGUUUCUUCUAUCAACUGGGGCUCAUCACCUCUGCCGGUGAUGAUGGGGCAGCUGGACCCCAGCCUCUUCAGUUGUACCGAUGGGAAAACUGAGGAGCAGCUUAAUGAAGGCCCUGGAGCCCAAGGUCCCAAACUGAGCUCUUGACGAAUUUGCCUCCUAGCAGAGGCCACACCCUCCACAUCUUUCUGCAAGCCUGUCUCAGACCCGGAAGCAGACCGGCUGCUGGGCUUCUGGGGGGACCAGUACCAGGAUCAUGGAAAGAGUGACAAUCCGGCUGGACUCUGGGGAGGGUGCACUAUUGGGGUCGCUACCGUCGAAGGCCGUACCGAGGCACCGGAGUUCUGAGCCUGCGCGAUCCGCUAGCCGGCAGACGAGCAGAAUCUACACAGCAACAGUUGGAGGAGGUACCAACCAAUAGGGGAGCGGGUCGGCUGGGCGGUGGCAGCCAAGUCACGUGGGUAGCACAGCUACCAAUCAGGAAGCAAGUUCUCAGGACUAGAUUUUAGCGCAUGAUGCGGAAGUCACGUGAAUGAAGGCACGGCCAAUAGGAAAGCGGUUGGGUCGGCGCUUCCGAGUUGUGCGGCGAAGGAGAGUUUGUAGUGGACAAAGAGGGAUUUAAAAAUGGACUUAUGUCACGUGUAUCAGAGACUCGGCCAAUGGAAAUGCUCAAAGACCCGGAAACAGAGAACGCACGAAGGGUAAGGGCGGAAGAGGCCGGCACGUGCGACCGUGUGCUGCCAAUGAAAGAAGAACUAGUCCCCUUUCUUCUUUCUAGCUCACGUGGGAAGCGGGGCUAUCCUAAGAGACCAAUGGAAGCGGGAGUAGGCCUGCACGCCAAGGCAUGCGGUAGGUGGGGCCUACCCCACCGGACCAAUGAGAGCAGGGAGCCCUGAGCUGUUGUUGGGCGGCGAGGCGGGCGUAUGGCGGACGCGGUGCUGUUUGAGUUUCUGCACACGGAGAUGGUGGCGGAGCUGUGGGCGCGGCGCCCAGAUCCCAGUCCUGGGGGACAGAAGACCAGCCUGUCGGUCCUGGAGGGCAUGGGCUUCCGUGUGGGCCAGGCUCUGGGCGAGAGGCUGCCCCAGGACACCUUGGCUUUCAGGGAGGAACUGGACGCCCUCAAGUUCCUGUGCAAGGACGUGUGGGUGGCCGUGUUCCAGAAGCAGAUGGACGGCCUCCGCACCAACCACCAGGGGACCUAUGUCCUACAGGACAAUGACUUCCCCCUCCUCGUCAGGAUGGCCUCGGGCCUGCAGUAUCUGGAGGAAGCACCCAAGUUCCUGGCCUUCACCUGCGGCCUCCUGCGUGGCACCCUCAACACCCUGGGCAUCAAGAGCCUGGUCACCGCCUCCGUGGCAGCCCUGCCCGCCUGUAAGUUCCAGGUGGUGAUCCAGAGAGCCUGAGGUGUCCCCACCCCAGCUCAGCCUCGCCGCUGCUCCCCCAAGUGGACCCUCAGGAGAGAGCAGAUACCUAGGGCCCAGGGGCCGGUGCCUUUGGGGGUAGUCACAGGCCUGGUGCUGGGUCCCUGGGGUGCUGCGCCAAAGCCCAAGGUGGGGGCAGAGUCACAGGGGCAUGGGGCAUCACUCAGGCAGGGGUCCGAGCCACAGGUGGGGCUGGUAGGGAGGGAUUGGGCUUGGGCCAGGCUGCUCAGCAGGUAGACGCACAAUAAAAACGGGGACCCAGAUUGAAAGUGGAAGUUGUGGAGGGGCUUAUUUCUGAAGCCGCUGUUGUGUCACAGGUCCGGUGGUGGGGGGAUGGGGAGCAGGGCUUCUGUGUUCCCUCCUCCCAGGCCCUCCCCUGGCCUGAACUCUGAGUCUGCCCCUCCCUCCUGCACACCUGGCAGGAGUGGGUGGCCCCCCGGCACCAGAAACCUUAAACCAGCGUUCCUGCCGCAUCAUCAAGGCUGGGGCCGCCCAGCCCAGUAGACACACAGGAUGGGGCCUCUCCCCAAGGAGCAGGGCCAAGGGUUCCUUGGGAGCAGGCUGGGGACAGCGCAACCACACACCUUCACGCCACCCCUGCACAUGCGUCUGGCAGGUACACGGCCCAGCUGGCUGCCUGCUGGCUGCCCACUGCCUGACGACGGGGGUAGUACUCGGAGCUGUAAACCAAGGCUGAGGGUGAGUCCCAAGUGGAACAAGGAAGGAUCUCCCUGCUUGAGACACCCCCAGCAGGGUCUCCUCAGCCUCCAUAGUGGAGUCCCAGCCCCCGGCCCACAGUGGGCCUCCAAGCCCAGAGAUCACUCUGCCUGCCCCGUUGCUUUUCACGUGCCCUGCUCUUGGGCCCACUCCUCAAACUCCCGUACAUCCAGCAGCAGCUCGGCCUUUGUGCCCAUGGCAACAACCACAGGCAGUUGGUGGUUAGUCACUUGCCCUCAGUACUCCCGAAGCCCUAAACAGCCUCCAUGGAGACACCCUGGUGCCCUCAGUGUGAACUUGUUUACAAGGGCUCGCCUCCUCCUGGUCCCUCCUCUUGGUGCCGGCACUUGGCACCCAGUUGGAUGCUUCCUGGGUGAAUCUCGGAUCCUCAGCGGGGGAGUGCACCGCAGGGAGUAGCCCGUGGUCCAGGGAUGGAGUCAUGAGCCAGGCACUGCCUCCCCCACUGGUCUAAAUGCCCUGAGGGGCCGGGGUUAUUCGUAGGGAGGAUGGGAGGAAGCCUUCCAGGAGAAGGGGCUAGAAGGAUGGGGGAAGGGGAGACAGGCCUGGUCCUGGGUGAGAACAGGGUGUGGGGGUUGUAACUCAGCUACGGGGCAGCAUUUGAUCACUCAGGCAGGCCACCAGAAAGGAUGUGCUGCAGGGCUCCAGGGGUCCUAGAAGAGGGUGUUCCUUUCUGUCCUGUCCCAAAUCCAUUUGUCCUGGCCCACCCCUGGGGAGACAGGGCUCUGGAGAGCAGGGGGCCUCCACAGUGUCUAAUGCCCUCUUGCCCAGCCCCACCCUGGCCCUCUCUUCAGGAAGAAUGUCUGCAAGGAGACAUCUACCCAGGAGGCAGAGUGUCCGAGCACCCAGGAGCCAAAGCCACUGCCUGCUUUCAAAUUCCCCUUCUGCUCCUGUGCAUCCUGGGGUGAUCAGCUUCACCUCUGCAGGCCUCAGUUUCAUCAUCUGUAAAAUGGGCACCACGGCGACCUUACUGGGUCGCUAUACUACGUGAACUCAAAAACAAAAACCUGUUGUUGGCAAGUAGAUUCCAACAAAGUAGAACCAUACUCUUGGGUUUCCAAGGAGCACCCGAUGGAUUUGAACUGCCAACCUUUUGGUUAGCAGCCAAGCUCUUAAUCACCAUGCCAUCGGGGUUUCCUUCGUAGUAUAUGAAGAAGGGGUAUCAGGUGCCAGCUCCUCCAUGCAGGAGGGGUGUGUGUGUAGAGGAGUGUUCUAUGAGAGGCAUUCAGAGCAGAGGCUGUAAGUGGGUCAGUGGGGCCCCACCAAUGCUAGCAGCUGUAGUUGCUUCGACACUUUAGCUUCCCUUCCCUGACUCCUCCUGACAACCAUUAGAGGAAGGCACCAGCACUGGCCCACUCAGCAAUGAGGAAGCCAAGGCUCAGAGAGGUGAAGUCACCUGCCCAGGGUCAUACAGCUGGGCUGUGGCAGAACUAGCAUCUGUGUCUGCUUUCACCCUGUCCUGGCUUCCUUCUCUCCUGAGGCAGAAGGGCCCUAGGAGCCCCUUGACUAUGGCUAAGGAUACAUGGCUGGUCCCAGCUCCUGGCCUCACCUGCCCUCUCUUUGAGAUGGGUGUCACAUCCAUCUCUCACUGGGUGCUGAGU